Colletotrichum graminicola M1.001 is the source of this 4626-nucleotide messenger RNA. RefSeq names its product microtubule associated protein. NCBI's taxonomy places the organism in Eukaryota, Fungi, Ascomycota, Sordariomycetes, Glomerellales, Glomerellaceae. The record is from RefSeq and is a predicted model, not a curated record. The transcript is spliced from 2 exons. Gene Ontology annotation, cellular component: microtubule organizing center. Bases 1 to 4626 code for a protein of 1541 amino acids.
AUGGAACCUGAGGAGAACAGGCCCUCGAGCCCAUCCACCCGCGACGGCCACCACGACGACGCCGAUAACCGCCCGACCACCGCUCUGCGUGUCGAUGGCGACGACCAAGACGAUGCCUCGUUCCUCCAUCAUCCCGAAAACGCCUCCGCUCACCAGUCGCAAAACAACAAGACCCCGAACGAGGACCCCUCCGACGACGGUGGGCCUGGUCAAGAACACAGCCAUAACCUUGACCGCGACACCGACACCGACCCAGACACCGGCCGCAAGACCCCCCUUUCCAAGCCGCCUGCCGGCCCCGAUCCCUCAAACGAAUCCAUGCUCCCUCCCCCACGACCUCAAACCUCUGCCGUCCCCGACACCAGCUUCGUCGAGGGCGCCACCUUUGACGACUCUCGUCAUGGCGACUCUUUGGCCGAGUCUGCCGUCCGCGCCCAUCUCCAGGACGUCGAGUCGAGCUUCGUCUCCCGCCUCUCUCCCAUCCCAACCAUAACCCACGAGGGCACCGACGACACCUACCUCUUCGACGGCGCCGCUUCGUCCGCAAGGUCCCCUGCACCCGCGAGACAACCCCCUGCCAGCCCCAGUCCCAUCCCCCGUCCGAGGCCCGAAGCGAACCACGACGACGACGACGACUCGGCCAUGUCCAACAUGAAUAACCUCUCUGAGCUGCGGCCCCAAGACUCUGCCUCUGCUGACGUCUCCAACACGACGUCCUCCCUCGAAACCAUGUCCUCGUCGCCCGCCGCCGCCGCCGCCGCCCGCACCAUUUCCAGGGCUUUGUCCAGCGCCAGCGGCCGCACCGACAAGCUGUCGCUGGCGCCCAUCCCGGCCGAGCAUACAGACGACGAUAUUUCCUUUUCUCGCGCAGAGUCCCCCGCCGGCUCCCCCUCCACCACCUUGCGCAGCAAACAGUCCGAUGGAAGCAUCCAUGGUGACCCCGUCGAUGCCGGCAGCACACCGGGGCAUGCCCUGAGCUACGGCACGCGGCCUAAGUAUCUGCGAAGUCGCGUCACCAGCCAGCGCUCCUCUGUCUCCUCCUUCGUCACCAACCCAGAUACCCACGAUGAUCUCGAGAGCGACGGCACCGCCAACCUGGGCGUCGACUUUGCCAUGCAUUCGGCCGGCGCUGCAACCACGUCGAGCCUGCCCCGUAGCCUCAGUAGCAUACUGUCACGCUCCGUGAGCAUGGGCAGCAUGGUCUCCGGCAUGGACGACCAGGACCCGCUACCCAACCAGCUCGAGACGCUCGAAGAGGCCGAGAACGCCUUCACGCCGCGGCGGCCGAGGCGAAACGAAGACCUCCUCGCCACGCCGAAACCCUCCAAAGAGAACCUCACCGCCCCCACCGACACCGUCAUCGCCCGGCACGUUAGAAACGUGCACGUGCCCGAGUCCCUGGCCAAGGAAUACAGGACCAAGAGCGGCUUCGUGACGCCCAGGAAGCCCUCGGACAUGCCCCUCGGCGCUUCCACCAGGUCUGGUAAGAACCUGACGCUCAAGGAGCAGAGCAGCACCAUCGAGCGGCUGUCCAAGGAGAAUUUCGACCUCAAGCUCAAGGUCAUGUUCCUCAGCGACCGCCUCGACAAGUUAUCCGAAGAGGGUGUCAAGGAGAUGAUUUCGGAGAACGUCGAGCUCAAGACGAACCUCGCCGUCAUCCAACGCGACAACAAGGCACUGCGGAGGAGGGUCAAGGAGCUGGAGAAGCAGCUCAAGGAGGACCAGGACCGACCCGGCACGGCCAAGAGCGGCGGCUCGUCCAACGACAGCUCCUCCGACCAGGAUGCCCAGGAGCGCGAGGAGGAGCUCAUCUACUUGCGCGAGCGCGUCGAGGAGUACGUCACCGAGAUCGAGAGGCUUCGCAACGACAGCAUGGCAAAGGAGGCAGAGAAGCGCAAGCUGAGCGAGGUCGUCAGGUCGCUGGGCGAGAGGACGAGCGGUAACCUCGGCACCCAGGAAGAGGCGGAUGUCUGGAAGGAUCUUCUCGAGCAGGAGACGGCACGGCGCGAGCAGUCUGACGAAGACAACCGCAAGCUCCGCGACGAGAUCUUCCGCAUGAAGCAGGAAAUGAGCAGCGGCCACGGCGGCCUGCACCACACGACCAACAUCUACAACAUCACCAAGAAACCCAGACAGACGUCACCCAGCCGCCCCGUGUCUGGCCUCUCGGGAGACCACGAGACCAACGGCGGUUUCAGUGCCGCCAGCACGUUGGUCGAGGAACUGCGCAGGGAGAGUGAGCAGCUGCGGCACGAGAAUGCCGAGCUGCGACGCGAAGUCGGCGCGCAGACCUCGAUGCUUACGUCGAGGAACCGCGAAAAGGAACGUCUUUACCAGGAGAUUGAGGAUCUCAAGAUGGCACAACGGCGGGGAGGCCCUGCGCCGUCGACAAUCGACUCUCUCCUGGAUCGUUCGGCAUCGCGGGCCGGUGCGCAUCGCAGGUCCAUAUCACGCGUGAGCGCCAGUAGGACUCAGAUAACAGAGGUUGACGAGCUGGAGCGUGAAGAGCUCGAGAACAAGCUCGCCGAGACGCGCGACAAGAUCAGCGAGAUCAAACUGCAGAACCAGGAACUCCAACGAGAGCUAGAGGGUUGCAUGGCCGACUUCGAGACCGCAGUCGAGGGCAAGAGGGAGGCAGAGGAAAUUGCUGUUGCCCUCCAGGAGGACCUGGACAACGCCAUGAACGACCUUGUGGCGCUGCAGGCCGAGCGAGACGAGGCGCUCAGGGAGCAAGCCGACAUGGAGACGGAGUUUGAGGCGCUGCGGAAAGAGGCACAAGAGGAGAUUGACGCCCUCGAAGGCGAGGCAGACCAACGCAACGACGAAAUCCAGAGACUCCAGCACGAGCUCAACGACAGGACCGAAAACUUUGAUGCACUGCAGGAGGAGAUGCGUAAGAUGAGCGAGGCCCUGGUGGGACUGGAGGACGAGCAGGCUGCCAAGAUCCGCAGGAUACAGCAGCUGGAGCAAGAGCUCGCGGACGCUAACAAGGAGUCCGAGGAGCUCGAGAACAAGCUGCUCGAGUCCAACGACAAGGCGCAGCGGCUCAGUGUGCAACAAGAGUCCAGCCAGGGCGAGAUCGCCUUCCUCCGCGAGGAGCAGGAGGGCGACAAGAUCCGCAUCGGCGAUCUCGAAGCGGCACUCGCCAACACCGAGCAGAGCUUACGCGACGAACGCGACAGGGUCAAGGAGCUCGAGCAACGCCUCGCGACGGAGCGCCGGCAGCACGAGAUGGUCUCCAACCAGGAGAAGGAGGAGGUGCAGCAGUUCGUCAACGAAAUUAACCGCGAAAUGUCGGCGGCCAAAGACGAAGCUCGGAGGUUGCGUAAGAGUCUUACCUCACGCGAAGUCGAAGCGACCGAAUGGAAGGAACGGCUCAUGGAGCUGGAGAACAAUCUCAGAGAGGCACUGGGCGAUCUUAACGGGACGCGUUCCAGCCUACUCAAGUCGAUUGCCAAGCUCCAGCGCGAGCUCGAGAACACGGUCCGCGAGCUGGACACCACCAAGGCGUCGCUUGUCGAGAAGGACCGCCUCAUCAAGCAGCGCGACGCGCUGCUCGAAUCCCACGGACUGGAGGCCCGCAAACUCUCAGGAGAGCUCGAGAAGGAGAGGCAAGCGCACCGCACGACGAGGAACCAGUUCGAGACGUUCCAGACUAGGCACGUUCACGUGUCCAACACGGCCAGCACGCAAGAGCAGCGCAUCUCGGAGCUCGAGUCGGCGCGCGCCCAGGACAAGAAGAGGAUGUCGCAGCUCGAGUCGACGUUCAAGGACCAGCUGACGGAGCGAAACAACCUCCUGCUGGUGCUGUGGACGCGGCUCUCAGCCCUCUGCGGCACAGAUUGGGCUCAUGACAACAGCCUCAUUAACGGGCGUGCCCUGCCCUCCCUCGAGGCCGUGGCCACGAUGCUGCCUGGCUUCAGCAAAAACCUCAUGGCGGCGGUCAAGACGAUCGAGACGAUGGUUGGCGGCUUCUCGUCCCGCAUCAAGGGUGUGGAGCGGGACCUGUGGCGCGAGUACCAGAGUCUCGAGACCAACCUCGAGGCCCGGACGAAGAAGCUGGAGCGGCUAGAGACCAUUGUGCGCAACAGUAUGACGUCGGGGACCCUCGGGUCGUACGAGCAGGCCAGGAUGUCGCGCUUGGAGGACGCCUACCGCCAGCUCAAGGUGGAAAACGCGACGCUGCGGACCGCGCAGGAUGUCAGAACCCGGGCCGCCUACUCGGCAACCAACGACCCCAGCGCGGCUGUCCCCGACCCCGCCAGCGGCAGCCCCUCGCCGUCCAUCCCCACGGGGCCUCGCGAGCGCGAACGAAAGGGCCGCAAGAGCGAGCGGACGCCGACGAUGACGCGCAGCGUCUCGAACCAAACCGUUACGGCGACGACGCCCGGCUCCAUCAACCACAACCCAUAUGAAAGCACGCUCGCAGAGAGGGAGCCGACGGACAACCGAUGGAUUUUCAAGCUACGCGACCUCGAGAACAAGCUCAAGGCAGAGCGCGAGGGACGCUCGCAGGACCGUAAUGCGGCCAGGCAGCGGCUGGGCGGGCUCGAGACGGAGAACCGCGAUCUCAGGAGCGAAGUGAGUCGGAUACGCAGGGCGAACGGGCAACUGGGAGACAGUUGA